CACGUGACCCGGUUAGGUCAGGGUUCACCUCCAGUGCUGAAUGUGAAGACAGUGCGCUGGGUAUAGCCCUGACCUGCAGCAACCUGCAGCAACAUGAAGAACAGAUUCAACACCAUAGACAUCCGGGCUGUCAUUGCAGAGCUAAAUAACAGGUGACAUGUCAUCCCAUAGCCAGCCCCUGAGAGAGAGAGAGAACAGCUUAUUCCAUGUAUCAUAUGGCCAUGGCAUGCAGUGUGCUGUGACCAACAUCCAUGUAUCAUAUGGCCAUGGCAUGCAGUGUGCUGUACCAACAUCCAUGUAUCAUAUGGCCAUGGCAUGCAGUGUGCUGUAACCAACAUCCAUGUAUCAUAUGGCCAUGGCAUGCAGUGUGCUGUAACCAACAUCCAUGUAUGUGCUGUAACCAACAUCCAUGUAUUAUAUGGCCAUGGCAUGCAGUGUGCUGUAACCAACAUCCAUGUAUCAUAUGGCCAUGGCAUGCCAUGGCAUGCAGUGUGCUGCAACCAACAUCCAUGUAUUAUAUGGCCAUGGCAUGCAGUGUGCUGUAACCAACCUCCAUGUAUCAUAUGGCCAUGGCAUGCAGUGUGCUGCGACCAACCUCCAUGUAUCAUAUGGCCAUGGCAUGCAGUGUGCUGCGACCAACAUCCAUGUAUCAUAUGGCCAUGGCAUGCAGUGUGCUGCGACCAACAUCCAUGUAUCAUAUGGCCAUGGCAUGCAGUGUGCUGCGACCAACAUCCAUGUAUCAUAUGGCCAUGGCAUGCAGUGUGCUGCGACCCACACCCAUGUAUCAUAUGGCCAUGGCAUGCAGUGUGCUGCGACCCACACCCAUGUAUCAUAUGGCCAUGGCAUGCAGUGUGCUGCGACCCACAUCCAUGUAUCAUAUGGCCAUGGCAUGCAGUGUGCUGCGACCCACAUCCAUGUAUCAUAUGGCCAUGGCAUGCAGUGUGCUGCGACCCACAUCCAUGUAUCAUAUGGCCAUGGCAUGCAGUGUGCUGUGACCCACACCCAUGUAUCAUAUGGCCAUGGCAUGCAGUGUGCUGCGACCCACACCCAUGUAUCAUAUGGCCAUGGCAUGCAGUGUGCUGAGACCCACACCCAUGUAUCAUAUGGCCAUGGCAUGCAGUGUGCUGUGACCCACACCCAUGUAUCAUAUGGCCAUGGCAUGCAGUGUGCUGUGACCCACACCCAUGUAUCAUAUGGCCAUGGCAUGCAGUGUGCUGCAAGGAACAUUGAUUAAUCACAUGUUAUUAUGUAUCAGUAGCAUUCAAUUUGCUCUAAUUACCCAGGCUUUCACAUGUUAUUGUACCGUACUAUGUGCUCGAAGGAAUCAAUCACAUGUGCUGUUAUGUCUCCAUAGCAUACAACGUGCUCCAAGGAAGCAACCUUCCCCAUUUGUGGUGUUAUGUAUCCAUAACAUUUAACAUGCUCCAAGGAAGCAACCAUCUCCAUAUAGUGUUAUUGUAUUUCUUUAGCAUACAAUGUGCUCUAAGGAAGCAUCAUCCCAAAGAGUAUACAUUGUAAUCAAAGGAAGCAGCCAUUCCCAUAUGUGUUAUAUAACAUAUCCUGUUCUCUAAGAAGAGACACAUUCUAAUAUCUGUUAUACAUCCAUACCAAUCAAUGUAUUAGUUACUGUGUAUGUGUGACACACUGUACUGUAAGGUAGGAGUUACUGUAUAUCCAUACGGGGGUAAUAAAACCUGUGUUAAUAAGCAUAUAGAGUUGUUCACUAAAUUCCAAUUGUGAGAGAAUUAAAUCCCAUAGGCAAAUGUAAAGGACAACUGUCAGAUCAUAAAUAAUUUUCAUAUAAUAAUUUCAUCAACUUUUGAAAGGAAAUAAAUGUAAAAACAAAUGAGAGAAACUCAUCCCAAUGACCAGAUCCUUCAGCCGUAUACAUGUGCCUUGGGUCAGAGUCAGACAGUGUUUGAAAACAGUCUUUAUAAUCUUCCCCACUUCCGUGCAGGGAGUGAAGCAGGAACGUUUGUUUUUUCUAAACACUCUCCGACCCAAGGUGCGUGUACAUGGUUGAAGCAUCCUGUCAUAUACUAAAAGCAAUGAUAAGUUUUUAUACUUUUUUUUUUAAAUGUGUUUAUUUUAUUUUACAUAAACUUAAUUUAAUUAAAAAAAUCUAUUUCCUUUCAAUUAUUGAUGAUAGGAUUAUUAUGUUAAAAAUAGUUUUGAGGUUACAGUUGUCCUGUAAAGGGAUACUAUAGUCCCAGGAAUACAAAGCUAUAUUACUGGCACUAUCGCACCCCCCUACCUCGCCCCCAAUCCCCUCUCCUCCACAUUAAAUAAAGGGUUAAAAAGCACUGGAGGCAGUUUCUCUGGUUGCGGCACUAAGUGCAAAAGGGACACGGCAAUGAGCUGAAGUGCUCUGGGUGCUUUAUAGUGUCCCUUUAAACAAAAUAGUCAAACUCUGAUCCAAAUGUUUUCAUGUAAUCAUUUGUGCCUACAUUUUACAAUUUAGAUUUGUUUGCUAGAAAUCAGAGUUUAAUGAAUAACCAUGAUAGUGCUUUGGGAUCGUCCCCAAGUUCCUCUUUUAAUUCUUUUUUUUUUUUUUUUUACUUUUUGUCCUAGUAAUGUAUUUAGUCAACAACGGCAUCACAACUGCACAAGAGUGAGAGCUUGAGCCAUGCACAUCCUAUUCAUAUACUGUUCUCUGACUACAAUUUAACUAAUGCAUUUUGUGUGUGUUCCUUUUUUUUUUUUGCAGUUUACUGGGGAUGAGAGUCAAUAACGUUUAUGAUGUGGACAAUAAAACAUAUCUCAUUCGACUGCAAAAGUAAGCUCCUUCUUUUUUGGAAUAUUCUCUUAUAUUAUUAUGUUUAAUGAUGUACUCUAUGUACCAUAACUCCUGCAGCUCAUUGUAGUAGUUAUUGUGCAGGCAGUCUGUGGGUGCAACCUCAGUCGUUACCUAAUGUUGCAGUAUUGUUUUUUUUUUAAAUCUUUCCUGUUUUCUAUUUUUUUUAAUAAACAGGCCAGAUGCGAAAGCCAUGCUUUUACUGGAAUCUGGCAUACGAAUUCACACUACAGAGUUUGAAUGGCCCAAAAAUAUGAUGCCAUCAGGCUUUGCAAUGAAGGUAAGAGGAGAGGAGAUUUCCUAAUACCGUCUUUACACUUCUCCGAUCUUCCUUUUCUGCUCCUCCUCUACGCCCUAUACAUGCCUUACCUUUGCUUCCAUACGUUUUCUUUCCCUCAUUAAAAAACUUCAAGAGUAAAAUCCUUUAAACUUACUUCCAUCCCCUUCUGUUUAGUGCCGGAAACAUCUGAAAUCCCGGAGGCUGGUCAGUGUUAAGCAGCUGGGAGUGGACAGGAUUGUGGAUUUCCAAUUUGGUUCAGACGAAGCGGCUUAUCAUAUCAUUGUGGAAUUAUAUGAUAGGGUAAUUUGGUGCAUAAUUUAUUGUUUAAUCUUCUAGUUAUUGAUGGGAGAAUAUUUAGCUCUUUAAAUAUAGGUUUUUGCGCCGCUGAAUAUGUAGUUUAAAACCACAGUGAAUUACAGAGCUUUAAAGCUCACAGCUAUGUGCGAUUUGUAUGAUAUAUGACAGUUUCAUUUUGCUGCUGCUGUUUCAAAUUUUUAAUCCGUGUUGAACUUUUCACAAUUCUCAUUCUCACUUUAACAGUAGCAGUAUAGUGUGUUCUGUGUGAGUAUCUCACAGCUUCAAAUAAUGUUUGUUUAAACUAAAAUGGGUAACGUUAUACGCUAGAUUGAUGUUUCGAUUGGAUAAUUACAUUUCCUAAAUCUUUCGUGCUCCACCUAGAAGCUACACGUAAUUCCAUUAAAAUGUAUUUACUCCUGGUCAUUUCAAUUUCGAGUAGUCUGAAGUAGUACAGGAGCGAGCCAUUUGUCUGGAAGUCCCACAGCUGACUGUACAGUGUCGUUCCAGGGCAACAUUGUUCUUACAGACUUCGAAUAUCUCAUUUUGAACAUCUUGAGGUUUCGGACAGACGAAGCUGAUGACGUGAAAUUUGCUGUCCGAGAACGAUAUCCUGUUGAUAACGCCAAACCGACAGAACCGCUCCUUGCCAUAGAAAAGUAAAUAUAACAUUAGAUUUUUGAAUCUUCAUUUUAAGGGCACUGUAUGCUGGUAUUGCCCUAUUUUCUGUUUGUUAAAGGCAUUGCAUUGAUAAUGUAUUAAAAAAUAUGAUAAAAACAGCCAAUCCAACAUAGAAGAUAAAAUAGAUACUCCAUUUUAUAGGGCAUUUUGUAAACUCCACACUUUACAUCAUCCGAUUUGAGCUUUGCCCACAGCAGGAAGUAGUUUGGCAAGUCAGGGCCCACAAAUUGGAUUUGUAGAGUCUGAGCUGUGGUACAUAUUUAAUGUAGCAUUGUAAGGGUUAGUGUUGGGGAUAGGGUCUGGUUAGUAGAUUUCAAAGCUCAAUGUGCACUUCCAGAUCCUCCUGGUAGCCAAAGAUAACUCUAAUUUGCCCAGCCACACAUUCACAUUGCAUCGUAAUUGGUUUGCUCGCAUGCAAUGCUCCUUGGUAGCUAUUGCAUCAGAGCGUAAUUUUGUUGGUUUUUGUGAGCCUUGUAAACUCGUUGACAGACCAAACAGAAUGAUUACUUUUGAGUAAACACUGUUUCUAGUCAACGAUAACUUUAAAAUGGCAGUGUUCAGGGAGGGAACGUGAGGUGUGCCCUGAAAUUAAAUAAUGAAUUUGUAUAUAUACAUGCUUCAAAAAUACAAAGAAAAAUUCAAACAAACUUUAUUUAAAAAAACAAAAACAAAAAAAACACACACAAAAAUUCCCCAGCAAAAUAUCUCCAUGUUAAUUUCCCUUUAAUACUAGUUAACCUGUGGUCAUUCUGGUCUGUAAAGCACCUUCACAGGAAUUGUGUGUCUUUGACUGGCUUAUGUGAAGAUAUUAAUGAAGCCUUACCUGUCAGUUUUCCGUAAUCGACAGUACGUUAUUCCCACUGCCUAGCAAACGGCAUUGAUACAUCUAAUCAUAGAGAUCAUAUAACAUGUAUGUUUACCACUGACAGAGGAAUGGCCCAUUUUAUACCAAAUUGGCAAAAUCUUUAACUUGAUAAUGCAAGUGAUUUGCAAAUUUAGGCUAUGUUGGCCCAUACAUUGAGAUUCAGUUGUCUGUUUCUGAUCAUUCCUGGUUAGCAUAUUGGGUCGGAUUACCAUACUGAGGCGGAUCAGGGUGAAUGCUCAGCUGUGGUUAUAAUCAAUCCUACAUCACAGUGGAUAUUUUUUAUUCUUUGAGAACUUAUUAUUGCUCAUUAAAAUGCCAAAUGACUCUCCUGGUAUUUUGGAGAUUGACUGUAUCUUUUUGUUUCUUCAGAUUAAAAGAGAUUAUCACAAACGGACAAAAAGGGGACCAUCUGAAGAGGGUCCUUAAUCCACACCUACGUAUGUGUUUUUUGUUUUUUUUUGUUUUUGUUUCAUCACAUGACAUGACAUUUAACGGAACAUUCUCAUAAGUUUUCACCUCAUAUUCAUGCAGUAUUUUUCUCCACGUAAAACUUUCUUGCAGGUAUCUGCAGCAGACGCCUGCCCCCUAAGCCAUACCUCCACUUUUCACAAACUGUCUUCCUGAUUGGAAAAGUAUGCAGUGUCCUAAUGCAGCUCAGCCAAUGAGAGAUCAGAAAUGAAAGUUUUUUUUGUUUUUAAUGUGACAAAGAUGACAGAAUGAGGCUGAAAUCUAUAAAAUACUAUUAAUCAGCAUGUACAUUGUGUGUUGCUUUAAUUAUGGAAAAUCAUAUGCUCAUUCAUUUCCAUACAAAACACAAAAAAAACACGUUGCGCUGUAUACUGUGCGUAUAGAGUCCGAUAGAACAAUUCUUUGGAAGAUCUUGGCUUGGAAUCGUUCAGGCUUCAGUUGGUGAUGAGUAUAUGUAAACACACACAACACUUGAAGAAGCACCUUAUUUGGCGAAACGCGUUGUGUAUUUUAGUAUUGACUCUCCAGGCAACCCGUUUUACUCACCUGGUUCCAGCGCCGGGAGCCUUGUGAAGCCGCUCCACCGAUUUCGUCAAAAUGAUGAAAUAGGCGGGCGCGAGCAGGAAGCAAUCAGACGCUUCCAUUUGGAAGCGUCAUUGCUCCCUUGUGCGCAUGCGCGGCUUCGCCACACAUACUUCAGAGGGCGGCAUUCAUGCCACCCUCUGAAGUCCUGAGCGUACUACCGCGAGCUGAGCUGACUGACAGCUCAGCUCGCUGUCUUUGCCUGCCCCCUCUCCUCGGCUGACAGGCAGGAGAGAGAAGGCGCGCAUACAGUGCCUUCUCUCUCCUGCACACGUCAGAUGUAUUUUAAUACGUCUGACGUGUACAAGGCCUUUUUGGGGCCCUACAUGAUAGGAAGUCCCUCUGGUGGCCGUCUGAGUGACAGCCACUGGAGGUAUUCCUAUCAAUCAAUAUAAACACUGUAUUUUCUUUGAAAAUACAUUGUUUACAUUAGAUUGCCUGCAGGGAGCUAUAGAUCUCACCUGAACAACUACAUUAAGCUGUAGUUGUUCAGGUGACUAUAAUGACCCUUUAAAGCAUUACAGUUUAUUUGGCUUGUACAUAUUUUAUAGUGCAAGACCAUUUAUUAUACUUUUUAUACCUUAUAUUAUUUUUAUUAUUCUUGGCACUUUUAAAACAAACUUUUGAAGGAUAUACUCUAUAUCCAAUCCCUGGCAAGAAUUGCCUUCAGGAGAAUCUACUCAACAUAAUAUCCUUGGAGGGGAUCAUACCACCCAAGUGCUAUCUCUUGAGCGGUGUUACUGUCCUACUAAAUGUGAUUAAAUUACCAUUUAUAUUUUUACCUGUUUUUGGUUUUACUCGGUAAGCACUAUUGUUUACUUUUUAUAUUCAUCUGGAUGCUGUGAGACUUACCCCUAAAGCGCUUCAUAUCCACCAGUGGGGACUAUACCACUGUACACUGUUUUACUCAGAGCUGUAGCUCUAACAAAUGUGAGUGUGAUCCCACAUAUCCUUGUUGUGUGUCCUACACUAAGUAUUUGACUAUCUGCACUAUUAUUGAUCAUUUUCUGUUUUGUUACAUAUACUCCUCACCAACUGAAGCCUGGACAAUUCCAAGCCAGGAUCUUCCAAAUAAUUUUUCUUUUGGACUUUAUACUCACAGUAUUUGGCGGAACAGUUUUUUUGUGUUUUGUAUCGUUUUGCUUCUUGUCAAUAAUAUUUUGGGAGUAUUCCUUGCAUUCAGUGUUUGCAUUUUAUGUCACUGUUUAAAUUAAUUGAUUAGCGCUUAUCCUAUCUUUCAUAUUUGCUGUAUCAUUAAUUUUCAUGUUUUGUCUAUGCAGCCUAUGGAGCAACCCUGAUAGAACAUUGUCUUCUAGAAAUGGGCAUGUCUGGCAAUAUCAAGCUUGAGCAGCUUUCAGGAGACUCAGGUCAGUGGCGUUGCAAUGAGAAGGACCAGAAUAACAACUGAAAUCGCCUCAUGCUGCCAAAUGGCGCCAAUUGGGUACAAGGCUUGAAAAUCCAUCAUGUCCUGGGAAAGGGUGGCUUAGCAUGACUCAGUGAAUUUGUGUAUAAAACCAGUCUCGGAACUACACUCAUCCAAAUAAGAAAUCCUUGGUGCAACCAAACCAGGAAUCCGCACCAAGUCUCAGAUACAAUUUGCUAGAGAGAGAGAGAGGUUCAGGCACUCCGAGGUAUGAAAACUGCAAAUUUAUUGGAGCCCAAAUUUCCAGCAGCAUCCUGGUCGAAAAGUUGCUUCUGGACAUUAGGGUUCUAAUAAAUUUGCCUUUUUCAUACAUUGGAGUCCAUCAAUGUCCAUGCUGCAUUCACGUCUAAUAAGUUAUUCCCAUGAAUGCACAUAGACUAUGACUUAAAUAUACUAUAUAAGGUGGCCUUCUGGUACACUAUUUUUCAAGAUGGCUGCCUAUACCAAGAGAUGUUUUACAAAAACAGUUGCCACAACUGGGAGACGUGAAUCCUUCUGAUAUCCGGUAUUAACAUACGGGGCAGGAAUAGUUCAACAAUAACUAGAAAUUGUAAUUGUUGGGUUAAAAAUAAAAUAAUUCCUCAGACGUGAAGGUGGAGUUUCAAAAUCAGCCUGUAGGUCAGUUGUUUCAAAAUGGAAACUGGAAUCAUGUGACAACUAGAGCUAGUAGAUGAGAAUAAAAAGAUGGAGCACAAACAACCUGGUUACAAACUCUUAUGGGGUUAUUCACUAAAUUAAUAAGUCAAAGUGAAUUUUAAAUUCAAGGUAUAACCAGGAGAACUGGAAAAAUUCUCAGUCAGCUAUGCUUCAAGUUUGGCUACUUUGGCCUUAAAUUUGAAAUUCACUUUGAAUUCUCACAUUAGUAAAUAUCCAUAUUAGAGUAGUAAAAUAAAAAUAUGUAAAAUUCUGCAAAUUAUUGUAUUUCUUUUUACACUUGGUUUUUUUUCUCUCCAUUUUUAAAGAUUUGGAGAAGGUUCAUGCAGCUUUAAGGAAAGCAGAGGAAUACAUGGCUAUGACGGCAAACUUUCAAGGAAAGGUAACAUGUUUUGCCAUGCAAGGUAUCCGAAGCCUGAAAUUAUUAAAGGAAUGCUUUUGACUUGCAUUUCUAAUGCGUUGCAGAGAUAAUGCUUUAAAUAUAUGCAAAAACAAGAAAGUUUAAAAGUUACUUCUAUUUGAAUAAAUCCUUACCAGCCUUGAGUUUCGCUCACUCGAAGAAGUAUCUUGGCCAAUCAGGAAUCUCUAAUACUGGUUUAUGGAAUCUCAACAUGUUUACCCCAUCACUUUAAGGAAUAAAAUGUAGGGGGAGGGGCAUAUUAGCAGAAAUAUCUCUUUGCUCAGAACAGUUGUUUCUUGGACUUCUGCUUUUAUUACUUAUGAAUACUUCUAGCUGGCUGAACUACAAAUCCCUUUAAGUGAUGGGUGGAAUGCACAGGCUGUAUGUGUUCCACCGGUUCUCAGAGGUGCUACUAUUCCCACCUGGGAAUGGACAUUAGCUCCAAAAUUCUAAUUUCCUAAGGUAUUUAAAUGCUACUAAGUCUGCCAACCUUGUAUACUUGGGGAUCCAGCUAUGAUCGAGAAGAUGUGUAAUAUUGUUACACCAUAUAAAAUGAGGGUUGAUCAAAUGCAAACAUGUUAUAGGGCUCUCUGGGUGUCUCCCUCAAUGGUGUGUGAGGCUAGAAGAACCGAACUUAAGUUUACAAGGUAAAUUGUAACUUUGGGGGAACUUACUAGUUAAUUUCAAACAAGUAUCAAAGCUAAGUGUUUGGCUUUAUCAGUGCUGGAGGUGUGUGUUUUCUAUCUGAUACCUAUGAAGACUGCACUAAUGCGCUACAGAAUCUGUUGGCGCUAUAUAAAAGGCAAUAAUAAUGAUGUCCUAAUGCAGAGGAAGAGGAUGUCCAGCAUCAUUUAGUGGACCAAAAGUCCAUUCGCAAUCUGGAAGCUCCUUUUGUAUCGGUCUGACAGUCACUAGAGGCAGUCUUAGUCAUGCAAUGUAACUAUCUGGGUAACUAUAGUGUCCCUUUAAGAGUGCAUUAUGUGAAUCCCAUUUGAGAAAGGAAAGUUGUUUUAAUCUAUUGAAGAGGAAUUAAUAAUGUAUACAGAAUAGAAGUAAUAUCUCAGUACAUCUAGUAAGUUUUAUUGAACUGUCUUAAUGUUUUUUAUUUAGAAUUCUAUUAAAAUCCAGUCAAACACAUAAUAUAAUAGUGUGAAUAAAGAAUACCCAAUCUUCAAAAAGUAAAAGUGGCUCAGAAAAAAUAUAUACAAAGCUAAAACAACAUUUAAAAAAAAUCUCUUUGUAGUGUUCCUUAUAUUUAUCAUUUAAUAUGUUUAAAGGGAACCUCCAUUUCUGUAGAACUUGCACCAUUAAAUAAAACAUUGAAAAUCACCCAUAACUUGUUUAUUUUUCUUCAUGUGAAGCUCUGGUUUAUUUGUUUUUAACCAAGCAAUAAAAGAGGCUGAUUUAUUAGGAUACCAUUCAACUAAGGAUGAAUACCAGGCAUGUCCAACCUGUGCCUCCUCCCCCACCCUCCCAGAUGUUGCUGAACUACAACUCCCAUGAUUCUUUCAAUUAAACAGAUAGCCAGGGAAUCAUGGGAGUUGUAGUUCAGCAACAUCUGGGGGGCCGCAGGUUGGACAGCCCCGAUGUAUACCAUCGGUAAACAGUAUAUAGUUGCUACAGGUUUUAAAACUUGAAAUAACAGUAUUGUUUUAGUAGUCACUCGUUCUAAAUCAACUAAACUUCAGGAUGCCCCUUUUGUGCCUCAGUCAAGAUAAGCACCAAUACAUGUUUUGUCCUCUAUGGAGCAAAGAAAAGCAUGUCCUCAUUGAUUAAUCCAUGUAAAUAUGUGUUUAACACCCACAGGGCUACAUCAUCCAGAAGAGGGAGAAAAAGCCUUGUCUGGAGCCAAAUAAAGAGCCUGAAGACAUUCUCACGUGAGUUAUUGUUUGUUUUUUAACCAUGAGAUAUCCAGUAUGUGACUACCAUUCCCAUGAUGCUUUGCUAGUUGCUGGCUUAAAGGAACAGUAAUAUAUAUAUAUAAUAUUGACACUACAGUGUCCCUCUACCUAGCUCUACAUUGGUCUUCUCAGCUCCCCCUGUUUGAAGUAAAAAUUUGAAAAGAACUUUAAUUAAAGUUGUACUCACCUUUACCUCUUUGCCUCCCAUGAAGUCACGGAGGAGGCAUGACCUCCUCCACGAUGGUACAAUCCAAUGCUCCUCAUGUCCUCAUUGGGGACAUGAUCUGCAUGGAUGGCGUCAUUCAAAUUUAUAGUGAUCCUUUAAAUUUAUGGGUGAUGGAAACCCACAGGUAGGUAACCUCUGCUUUACAAGAUGCUCUCGAGUAUCUCCAAUUCCUGGACAUGUUUUCUGUUUUCCAGGAAUGAGGAAUUUCAUCCUUUACUAUUUGCACAACAUCGUAACAGCCAGUUCGUGGAGUUUGACUCUUUUGAUAAGGUCAGUAUGAAGCUCACUACACUCUAUUUACUUUAUAGAUGCGUAAUAUUAUGAAUAACAUAAGAAAUGAAAGAUCCACUUUAGAUCCUGCUGCUCCACUAGUCCUCCGUGACUGCAACAUUAUUGAUUCCUUUCAAUACCUUAGCCGCUGUCUUAAUGUAAUUGCCAUUCUUAGUGAUAAAGUAUUGCUUUAAACAUCAAUAAUGGCACAUGAUCCACAAAAAAUCAUUACUUUUAUGGUUUUUGCUUCCCAAGCACUACCAAGCCUCAAUAGCAAACCAGUAACCAACCUCAUGCUGAUGAUUUGCAUUAACAAUGAGUGGUUCACUGACUUUGCAUCUUUUCCUAAGUUGUGUUUCAAAUCUAGCAGUUUAACCGGCCUGUUAAAUAAGCUGCAGAUUUUAUAAUGUAAUAUUUGAACGAAGUUAUUCACUAGCGUGAGACUGGUUGGGAAUUAAAAAUGUUACGUUCAAUGCCAAAGUAGCCAAAAUGGAGCGUAGCUGACUUAGAUCAUUUUUGCAGUUUGGCUAUUUUGGCCUUAAUUUAAAUUUUGACCAUUCUUACUUUAGCCAAUAAUUCUGCAUGUGGUAGUACCGUCUUAUGUCUGCAGAUGGAACUUUUUAGAUGAUAACUUGUACCAUACUAAAUCAUUCUAGAUUUAUGACCAGAGGUGAAUAUUUACAUUAUGAUUUGUUUAAUAAUAUUAUUUUUCUGAGUUUCUUUUUAUUUUUGAUGGUAUAGUAUACAUAAACAUUUAGUUACCAUAGUCAGAGUGCUGACAUAAAUUAGAAGGGGAACAAGGCAGAUGACAAAUAUAAAUGAUUUGCUGUGCUAUGCUGUGCAAUUUGUUCUAAAGAAGGAUGUUUGAGCACUAGAAAAAAUGCAGGUGGGCUUCAAAAUUAAUAAAAGGAAUGGAACAGUUUAGUUAUGAAGAAAGGUUAAAGGGACACUGUAGGCACUGUAUCUGCUUCAUCUCAUUAUACUGGUUAUAGUGUGAAUACACAAAAAUGGGAUACAGCUGAAUAACUAAAAAAACAAGAAAAAAAACAUAACACAUAGUGAAGUACAGUAAUUGCAAUUGGAUUUAACCCCCAAUGAUUGCACUCAUGAAAUAGUGUGGAGCAAUGCUCCUUUAAGCCCACAAUGGGGCUAGAGAAGCGUUCACCUUCCACGGAUGGGGACUUCUGUCUUCCAAUGAAGUGGGAAUACGCCAAUUUGAAUUUAUAAAAAUAUUUUUAUUGAGGCAAUACAAAGCCUUAGUAAAAAAAUUAAAAAUGAAUAAAAUGUAACUGCAAUCUAACGCAUUUCGUCCACAUAUAGUAGACUUCCUCAGAGAUAAUACAGUAUAAGCAGUAAUGCAAUAAAAAACAAAGUAUGCAUAAUUCCCACCCCAACAAAGUCCCUUUAAAUAGAACCAGUCCGUGUGUUGAUUGGAGAAAGCUCUCAUAGAAACGCCCGAAAGUACUGGUUAUAGUGUCUGGAGUCCUCUUGUACCAUCAUUUCUUUCAGCAUUAAACAGUUUUUAAUGUUUGAAUGCUAAACAAGAGUCCCCAGCAGUCCAUCCCCUCUGUGCUGCUUUGGCUAUAAAGGUAUUAGGCUGGGCAGCUGUGAUUGGCUGGGAUUGUCAGCUGACUGCUUUUAGCCUGUCAGAGCUCCAACUGAUGGUAUGAAUGGGUAUGACAACAAGGAGGUGUGUAAUCUCUGCCUUAGCUACACAUACAGAAGGGGCAGGACUGUGGGUGGCCUUAUUUUGUGGCAUACUGCACGAACAUGGUGCAACACUGAAUGGAGGGACAGUGCCAGGGCACUCCAGGCACUAUAACCAAUUCAAAGAGAUGAAAUGUGUGCCUUUAACACAUUUAAAUCUGGAGAUUAAAGGAGAUUUAGUCGAAGGCAAAAGUCAUUUUUUUUUGUUUGUUUUUUUUUUUUUAAAAGUAAGAACAUUAAGGAUGUGGACUUCUCUAUCUGAAGAGGUGGUUUUAUCAGUCUGUACAGAUAUUUAACCCCUUAAAACCAGAGGGCGUACUAUUACGCUCUAUUCUAAGCAGCUCUAAAUGACUCAGGGCGUAAUAGUACGCCCUCCAUUUGUUUUUGUUUUUUUUGUUUUUUUUUACUUGGUUUUGUUUGUGCGCUGUCAUUGUUGCAAUACCCCUUGGUACUGAAAUCAGCAACUGUGACCUCAUCACUAGAGUUCAUUAAAAUUUAAUACGAGACAAUGUGACAAGCCUUUGUCUAAACUCCAGACUCAUCCAAGUACAGACAUUGUUAGUGAUUGAUCCUUUCUUCUUCAUGCUUCAAGGCUGUUGAUGAAUUCUAUUCCAAGUUGGAAGGUCAGAAGAUUGAUUUAAAAGCUCUUCAGCAGGUAUGAUUAAUUUCACCUUACUAUCUAGCCAUCAUUUGUCUAUCAUCUUCUUGUUUUUUUUUUUGCCCUGGUCACCUUGCAUUCUUUUUGUAAUUUUGUAAUACUGUAAUUAGACAUGUAAAAUGGUUUUACAGAGAGUGGUGGAUAUUUUCCACGAGUGAGUUACCUUUCAAUAAAUGUGGAAGCACUUUCCUUGUGCAUGCAUCACUUCCAGCUGUCUUACAGCAACUCCCUGGUGAGAUGUGCGUUCGAAAAUUGCUUACAUGAUCACUCCAGAAAACCGUAAGAUGAUUUCUAAAUCAUGCAGAAUAUGGAAACUGGAACCUGAAAUCUAUUUAAAGAUCUUGCGCAUGUUCCCCCACCCCCCCGACCUUUCUAAUCCCCAAUCACAGUUUGCUUAGUUUUUGCUCUGAAUAAUUAUCAAAUUUUUUGAUUUUUAAUUUCUGGGUCACCAACAGGAGAAACAAGCUUUGAAGAAGCUGGAUAAUGUGCGAAGAGAUCAUGAGCAAAGAUUGGACUCCCUUAACCAAGAUCAGGUAUUUUCUUUGUAAAAUGAUUUUGUCCCUACCACGUCUGGCGUUUUGGUGAAAUCUGUGUAGUAAUGGCUACUUCUUUCUUGUUUGAUUUUUGCUUUUUGCACCAAAAUGGUUAAUAACAAUCUGGAUUUUUUUUUUUUAGGAAAUUGACAAAACUAAGGGAGAGCUGAUCGAGAUGAAUUUGGACAUUGUAGAUCGCGCACUCCAGGUGGUGCGCAGUGCCCUGGCCAAUCAGAUUGACUGGACAGAGAUUGGAACCAUUGUGAAAGAGGCACAAAUCCAAGGAGAUCCUGUUGCUAUUGCCAUCAAAGAACUUAAGCUUCAGAAAAACCAUAUCAUCAUGCUGCUCAAGUGAGUCGCACUUCUUGCAAUAAUGUGCAAAAAGCUAAAGGAUCUUUGAGAUGACAACUGUUCUUUUAUUUAUUUAAGUGAAAAUAGAAACGGAGUGUAUUUUCUUUUCCCUCCAUAUUCAUGUAACUUUUAAUUGUAGGGGCUAGGUACUAUUCAUGAACAAAAGUUGGUGAUGAGACGCUAUUAAACUGUUAUUGCACUCUCUGCAGUGAAUAAGGUUUAUGGUUGAUGGCCUUUAGGUAGAGAAAAGUUGUUUGUAUCAACCAUUAUAGUUAAAGAAAGUGCUGAUGGGCUUUAAGAAGCACUGUCAUUUGAGGGAUCUUUACAUUUUAUUUCAGAACCCCCAGGUGGUAUGUUUGCUUAGAUGUUGGUAUUUUCCUUCUUGUGCUGUCAACUUCUAAUCUCCAGCUCCAGCAGAUAAAUUUACCAGGAGCUGUGCCUUUUGCUGUAAUUAUGCAUGUGUGAGAGAACGAAACGGGUCUAUGAAAGGUAUCGGAAAACACUGGGAUCGCUAUUGAUCUUCAGCCAUAGGUAUCUGUUUCAUAUUGCGUGAGAAGAUGUCUGUACCCAUCUGACCUUGUGAGUAACAGAUGGUGGGUUCAUAGCAAGAUGCAGUAUUCUGAACCAGAUCAAAACUUUGCCUUUCGCCAUGUUUUGACAAAAAGAAUAUUGUGUACAUAAGACACAUUAAUUCAUACUUUGCUUUAUGAUACAUUUUGAUUGCUGUAGAAUUUGAAUACAGUUUAUUUUAUAUAUAUUUUUUAAAAGCUCGGAUGUGAUAGAUCUGCUCUAAACCUAAUGUUCUCCUAAACUUAUCUAGGCAAAAAAAAAAAGUGAAAAUUGUUUUCUUUUAAAUUUGUUUUUUGUUAAAUUAAGUUUUACAUUUAAUGGAUCUUUCUAGGCACCACAACCACUUCAGAACACUGUAGUGGUCUCCUGGCCCCAUAUCCUGGGUAAGAAUGAGACCCUUUUCAAAUAGUUAAACACUUAAGAGGGUGAUUUCAGGUUGCUCUCGUCUGAACCUUUUACUUCCACAUGUGUGAAAUUAGUGCCACCGAUCUUUGAAUGGAAUUCUUUCGCUGAGAGCGUCCACUGAUGUUCUCAACCAGUUCCAUUCAAAUAGGGUGGAAUUGAUAUAUCUGUUGUGGAAGGGGAACUUCUGCUUGAUAUGUAUCUGAGAGGGAUGGACCCAGGUAAGUGUCAAACUAUUCAAAAUGAUAUAAUUCUUUCCCAGGGGAUUCUUUGCAUCAGAACCAUUAAUUUGCAAAUAAUUGCCGUGUGAUACAAAUUAGCAGACCUCACUGAACCUCUCCAAUUUGCUGAAAAUAACAAUGUGAUGAGGUAUUGGAAUGUUAUAUGUUUGCAGAAACCCGUAUACUUUAUCCGAAGAAGAGCAUGACGACGAUGAAGAGGAAAUCAAGGAAGUUGAAGCGCCCAAAGGAAAAAAGAAAAAAGCAAAGAACAAAGUGCAACCAAAGAAAGUCCAGAAGAACAAGCCAAUGCUGGUGGAGGUGGACCUUGGCCUUUCUGCAUACGCAAAUGCCAAAAAGUGAGUGACCUCAUUUAUUUAUUUACUUAUAAAAUAUUUUACCUGGAUGGAUACAUUGAGAUUUCACUCGUUUUCGAGUAUGUCCUGGGUGUAAACAAUCCCAAAAUGCAAAUAUUUAAUCAUUUGCACUCUCUAAAAAGUGUUCCUUUCUGCAUAAAAGACUGAAUGAAUAGGAGCGGUACUUUCUGAACGGGUCCUUACUGCAUGGUACACUAUGAACAGGGGUGGUACUGCUUUACAGAAGUUUAUCUUCUAUAGGUCAUACACUGAAUGUGAGAAUUUUUAACUGCAGGUAUUAUGAUCACAAGAGACAUGCGGCCAAGAAGACGCAAAAGACGGUAGAAGCAGCAGAAAAGGUAAAUAAGAGCCUUUGACUUUUUAUAGGGCUUAGAGCAAAAUGAUUGAGUCCAAAAACAAAAAAAAAAUUAAGAAAAAGGACAAAACAAUAACUUGGUAUUCCCUUCUCUUUCUUUCUGCUCUAUCCCCAAAUUCUACAGUCUCAGGUUCUCUAGAGAGUGAAUCAUGAGAUCUGUAGCUCCAGUGGCUCGUCUUUCUUCUUCAAUGUUUUUCCUUAAGAGCUAUAAUCGUCUGUCAAAGGAGCAGGGUGAGGUCCUGGCAGAUCUUCCCCUAUUCCCUGCUAGAACUCUAGGCAGACAGGUUCAGGAUAUGCAAAGCUGCUCUAACACAUUUCUGUUUUUCCAAAUACAUAUUUUGCCACUUUUCAUACUUUCAAGCAUUGCGAGACCCAUGUUACUUUGCAACGCACCAUGUCAUCUUUAGAUGUGCAACUUCUGAGGAUGUACCUUGGCUACCCUAGAGUAAAGCCCAAGAUGUCAUCUCUUACACAGUAUGCUACUGUUAACAUUUUGAUCAGGAACAUGUUAUUUUUUUGACUCUAGAAGUUCCAGCUUUUCAUAUCUCUUUAAGGUCACUGGCAGAACGUAUUGUUUUUUUGUUUUUUAGGGGGUAUCACCGGUAUAAAGUAGCUGAUUUGCUGCUCUUUGUAGAUUGUGCCUCUUCUAUGAUCUUCUCUCUGGCUGCAGGCUGACUGGGCAGGAAAUCCUAUGAUAUGCCUAAAAUCUCGUUUUUUGUUUGUUUGUGUGUAUGACUUUGUAAAAUAGGCAUUCAAAUCUGCAGAGAAGAAAACCAAGCAGACGCUGAAAGAGGUCCAGACAGUGAGCACCAUUCAGAAAGCAAGGAAGGUUUACUGGUGAGCAAGACUAUUUCUUUACAAAUCCAUUAUUUCCCCCAUGGUAGAGAAGUUGGAAAUGAUGGGCUUACAUUCAUCGUGUGACAUAGAGGGGUGCAACAAAAGACAGCAACUCACUACCUUCUCAAAGAUUUUUUUUUUUCUUUAAAUUCCCAAAAACGCAACAAAUUGCAGCUCCUUAAAGGACCACUAUAGUGCCAGGAAAACAUACUCGUUUUCCUGGCACUAUAGUGCCCUGAGGGUGUAUGUGUAGUGCAAUAGUUUUUAUGCACUAAAUAGAAUCAUAGAUAAUUGAAAACUCGAAUGGCACCUAUUCUCCACCUUGGCAAUAACCCAGUUUGCCUAUUUUAGCCUGACAUUUGCCAUUAUGUUUUUAAUUCAUGGUUUUGUUAAUAAAUAAACCCUAUUUUCUCCUGUAAGUGCUCUGUCUGACCUGUAACCUUUAUGGGUGAUUCAGAUUGCUUGGGAGAGGAUGUACCUGAUACUGCUGAGAGUUUUCAUGAUUCUCCCCUGGUGCUAUGGUGGUAAUGUAGCCAACAUUCCAAACUCCUCUCCUGACACUUCUCUGUCUCCCAUUAGGUUUGAGAAGUUCUUGUGGUUUAUAAGCUCGGAGAACUAUUUGGUGAUCGCAGGAAGGGAUCAGCAACAAAACGAGAUGAUUGUAAAGCGCUAUCUAAGGCCUGGUUAGUAUCAAUGAAAUAGAACAGUGGUGGUGAACUUGAUACUGUACAUGAUUGUGGACUACAUUUCCCAAGAUGCAUAUCUGGUCUUCAAGGUGGAACAGACCGUUUUGAAAUGAUUGAUCCACUAUUGCUUUAUGUUCUUAUAGCAAAAAAAGUUCUGCAUUCUAUUAACACUUUCGGGAGUUUUCUUCCACCCAGUGGUGAUUUAUUGGCAUAUUACAGACAGAUUGUUAUUUAUGUAUAGACCAUCCUUCACUAUCCCUUACCUUCUCGUAGUGCUGAACACUGUCUCCAUAUCUUUUUCACUUCGUUUUGAUUUUGUGGUUCUAGGUGACAUUUAUGUCCAUGCCGAUCUCCACGGAGCCACCAGCUGUGUCAUCAAGAACCCCUCAGGUAAUAUACAGAUUGCGUCAGGUAUACCUCUACUGCGGAGGAACGAAAUAUGGUGAACCUUGAAUUCUCUGUUCCAAAACAUCCCAUGAAUGUUCAGUGAUAUUCAGCAGAUGAAUGGGGAGGCUGAGGAGGGACUGUAACUUCACACUUGUGUGCAUGAAGACAGGCUCAACUUUAUUUUGCAAUGUGUAUAAGGUUUAUCAUCUGGGAAUAAUAUUAUGAGUGAACAGUAUCUGUGUAUGUUGUAACAUCAAAUGAUCUAAUAUUACUUGGCCAUUAUACAAACAUCCAGAGUACUCUUCAGCACUAAUGGCUAACAUAAGAUAGUCGUUCCACGCCUAUUGAUCCCCUAUCAUGUUUAAAAGAACAAUACUAGUACUAUAACCACUAUAACCCUCUAUAGUGGUUAUGGUGCCAGGAGUGCCCAGUCACCCUCAAAUUUUUUUACAAUUUACCUUGGGGUUCACUGGGCGUCUCCUUCAAUGGACCCAGAAGCUUCAGCAAUUAAUUAAAACAUUUUCCAGGUAUCUGUUUAUGUAACACAUUAAGAUAUAUAUAUAUAUAUAUAUAUAUAUAUAUAUAUAUAUAUAUAUAUAUAUAUAUAUAUAUAUAUAUAUAUUCAUUUUGUUUAGAGUUUGAUACUUUUUUUAUCCUAUCCUUAUUAACCUUAUAUCUGUCUGGCCGUGCAACAGGGGAAACAGUGCCUCCACGCACGCUGACUGAGGCUGGAACUAUGGCAGUCUGCUACAGCGCAGCCUGGGACGCACGUGUUAUCACCAGCGCCUGGUGGGUCAAUCACAAUCAGGUAAUUUUGCGGGUGCUGACUUCAAUAAGUCUGAGGUAUAAUGAUGUGUAAAUGAUAACUAUAAAAUGUAAUGUGUGUUCUAGCAUUUCUCUCAUUUGACACAAUCGUUAUGUAAAUCAGUUUAAAAUAAUACCACCAAAAGAUCAAUAUGAUUUCCAUAUAUCCAAGCUAUAGUAUGCUUAGCUGUAAUUACUGAUUUAAGAUCUGUUAUGGUUUCAGUGGGGAGGUGGUUGUGACACUUGCUGUGAGAGGAUCUGAUGCUCAGCAGCCAAUCAGAAUAUUCAGUUUAAUCAGCUCAGCUAUUUAACUCCCAGGAUUCCACUGUGCAGGAAGAAAAGACCUUUCUAAUUAUAAGCCAAUAUUGGCUUCAAAUCCUUUAGUUGGUUUUAAUGCUUAAAAAUGCAGAACAAAAAAUAAAUGUGCACUGGAAAAAUACAGCUGGGAGAAAAAACAAGCCAUGAAAAACUGCGUAAGCCAGCUCACAAAUUCAGUCUUGUAAUGGCUGCAAAGUGACCCCCUCAAAACGGAGACGCUGAUUGCUUUGAUAUUUUGGAGUUAAUUUGCUAAAUGGCAAGAUGAAGCGAAAUGGCACAAAUGUGAGAAAAGGAUUAUCUGAAAUUCCAGGUUUUUCUGUUCCCUCCACCUAAACUAAAUGAUCUUUUUACGGUGAAUUAACAAGUAGUGUUACCAAGUGAACCAAACAGGCCUCACUGCUCCAGAUAUUUCCUAUUCUCUGCUAAAACUGGAAGAACGUAAGCGUGUAAAAUGAGAAAUCUGUGUUGACUGGCAUGAAAACGUAUCUCUGACAGUAUGGCUUUGUAGGGAUUUUGAUGUUUAAUGAUUUAGGCCUAAUUAUUUUGAUUGUAAAUAUUCCUAGUUUUAUUCUAGAUGGCAGGUGGUAUUGAAUGACCGGCAUUCUUUUCUGUUUUUUUUUUAUUUGAUGUAUUUAAAUAUUCCAUUCAAUGGACGUGAAGAUGUUUAAUGACAAAACGUUUGAGUAAACCCCAAAAUGUGCUCUAAAUCCCCGUUAGGCCAUGACAUUUUGCCUAGGUUCUCUCUACCAUAUCUUUUGCCACUUCGCACAGACCACUCUUCUUUACAUGUCGUACUAUAAUUAUUCAGGCUCCCACUGUGAUGUAAUAUAAAUACUCUCAUUAUUCAGGUUUCAAAGACUGCACCCACAGGAGAGUAUCUGACAACUGGUAGCUUUAUGAUUCGAGGUAAGGGGUGUUCAUGUCAUAUUGUUUGUAAGAUGCUGAUCAAACCAUCUUAAACUCUCUUGUAAAUUAUCCCUCUAAAGAUUAUUCCUUUCUCCUAUGGCCUCUUCGGGCCUGUCUUUUCUACUUAGGGCCCUUUCUUCAUACUCCGGCCCCUGCAACCUUUCCUUUGUUUUGGUUUUGUGUGGUCUGGAUGUCAGAAAGAACUUUGUUUGUUCAAUUUUCAUUUUCCAGGGAAAAAGAACUUCCUUCCACCAUCGUACCUGAUGAUGGGCUUUGGAUUUCUAUUUAAGGUUUGCAUGUUCGCUUGCGAGCUAUCUGUAUAUUAAUGUAUUAAGAUUACCAUAAUCUAUACUGCACAUCUGACGUUAUGGUCUUUACCCUGUGUGUAAUUUGCCAGUACCAUAUCUGACCAGCAGAGGGCAUGACAUAUUGAUACUGCUUUAAAGUCUCACUGUGUUAAUGGGAAAACCUAACUUGAAAUAACCCUUUCGGUGGGGUGAUUUGGAUGUAGUAAGGUAGUGAUCCCUGUCUGUAACUGACCUUGUCAUUACUGAAUAUUUGUUUUAGCUGCCAAACGUCAAUUUGUCAUAUUAAUAGACAUUGUAACUUGUAUAAAUAUAUAUUUUCUGUCUGACCUUCUACAUAUUAAGGUAGAGGGAUGCUUUCAUCUUACCAGUGUGAUACCCACAAACACAAACACCAGAUUUUUUAUUUUUUUUCUCACUCUUCCAGUACAUAUAAUAAGUAGAAAUUGCUGGGACUGUGCUACCUCUCAGAACAUCAGUUUGCCAACAUAAGUUGUAAAAUAAUUUUGCAAAGUGUCAAUUAAUUCCGGUGGGUCCUGUAUAUAUGUGCUAGAAGAUAAAAAUAAUACUAAGGUCGGAGAGACAAAGGACCGCUGAUAGCGUAGUAUUGCCAAAAUGUAAAAGCAUUUAUGAAAAAUAUAAACAUUAAAAGUGGACUCUCACAUUGAAGUAAGAGGUUACCGGCAUAUAAAGUGUUACAGCUCACAGAGGUUUAUAGGACCUGUUUUUCUUAUGCUGGACUUGCAAAUGGCUGACCACUGGAAGAGAUUGUCUUCUGCUCUCACAGAAUGGCACUCAAUUCCUUCAUCUCGCCUGUAAUAUCGGAAGUUCAAAAGGGGAUCCUUUCGUCACACUGUGUCCCUCUGGUUCUUCUAAUUGUUUCAUAGUAAGGGCCAAACGUUUUCCGCCUUUUAUGUGGGCUUUGUCAAUGGCUUAGACUAGUGGUCCCCAACCCAGUCCUCAUGGACCACCAACAGUCCAGGAUUUAUGUAUUUCCCUGUUUUAUUCCAACGGAGAUGCUGACAAAACCUGGACUGUUGGUGGUCUGUGAGGACUGGGUUCGGGACCAUUGGCUUAAACGAAGUCAUUGACAAAGCCCACAGGAAGGGCAAGAGAGUCCACUUUUAAUGUCUUUUAUGUUUUUAAUAAAUGCUUUUGAAGCACGGAAAGUGUUGUGCUUGUCCAAUCAAAUGUCUCUCAGGGAUCUCCCUGGUUCUUAAAGCUACCUCUUACCUCACUGCCUUAAUUGGAUUAAUAAUGUGGAAUUUAUAUUUUCGCAUUUCCAAUAUCAAUUACCUGGCUGCCAGUGAUUGGGUCAGUGCAUGGAACAGUUUUAUGUCCGCCCAUAGAUUCUUUGCACCAUAACUUUAUAGUUAUCAACUUUAAACAAAUUUAUGGAGACAGGGAGCGAAACUGCUAAAAUAAUGUUUAUGUAGCUGUGAUUUGAUCAGCAAUCUCCUUUUGUACUGCAGGUAGACGAGCCUUGCGUUUGGCGACAUAAAGGCGAGCGAAGAGUUAAAGUUCAGGAUGAGGAUCUGGAAAGUGUAACAAGUAGUCACACAGAGCUCAUGGCUGAAGAAAAUGAACCUCUGGGUAAUGAAGCCAGGGGCCUGUAUAUCUGGAAAUAUUUACUUUUUGACAUAAAUAAUCAUACAAGUGCAAUAGGCGUAUUCCACACACUAUUCUUUUGCUGAAUUUGCUAAAUCACUUAACCCCUUAAGGACACAUGACAUGUGUGAAAUGUCAUGAUUCCCUUUUAUUCCAGAAGUUUGGUCCUUAAGGGGUUAAAUGCAAUGCUUCUUCUAGACAUGUGUUUUGUUGUUUGUUUGUUUUCCCCCUCCCUGGGAUGGGACCUUCCAUUAGAUUCCCCAUACUAGUUAAAGUGAGUCCUAAUUAUGCAGAAAUCUAAUUUUUCUCUGACCACAGGCUCCUGCACAGACAAAUAAUUUUGUGUUUUGUCUCUGCCUUUGCCAGAGCAAUGGAGCCCCACCGGACACUAGGAAGAAUUAAUGAACCUGUGUUUACAUGUUUUUGUUUAAGUAUAAAUUAUAUGACAUUUGAGGAAGGUGACUGAACAACACAUUAGAGUGGAAGAGUAAGUCACCUGUCUUAGACACGUACAUAAUCUUGAUCGCUGACCGGAUAGGUUGAGAACCAUUUCUCCAGGCUUUGAUGAUAAAUAUGUUGUCUCUUAGGACUACUGAUAUGAAAAUAGUUGGGUUUAUCAGUGUAAAAAGGCGUACAAAUAUCCUGAAAUUGUCUCCAUGUUUAAAUUCUCUAGAGGAAGAGAGUGACAGCAGCAGUAGUGAAGAUGAAAAGAAAGAGGACACGGAAGAGGCCACUCAGAGCUGUGAAUUGGAAAUAAAGUCUGAAUGUCAGACCGAAGACAUCAAUGGGACCCAAAACAUUGUAGAGGCAGAUGAAACACCGCUGUCAGAUGAACAAAGCGACCGUGACAGCCCUCAAUCUACAGAGAAUAACAGUGAGGUGAAGGAGGAGGAUGAUGAUGAGAGAGCAGAGCUCAGCUACCCAGACACUUCCAUAGACCUGUCCCAUCUCCAGUCUAAGAGGUAAACUAUUUUCUUUAAAUUGUUCUCUAGAUGUCGAUGAGCCAAUGAACCUGAUGUAUCUGCAAUCACGUAACUAUCUGUUUACAAGGACUUUCUCAUGAAAUAUCUAAGUAUUUUGCUGCAAAAUAUAUUUCAGCUUCAUCAGUGUUUGAUAUGUUAGGUUUUCAAAGAUCUUAUUGACCCAAAAUCCAAUCAGCAGCUUUCCAGAUGUAUACUCCCAUCAUCCAAGCAACUGGGUAUCUCAAUGACAAAAGGCACAGUCAGAUUGUUUUGCUAAUUGCCUGAACAUCAUGGGAGUGGUUGUCCAUGGCAGCUGGAGUGCCAGAUGUCAGUCUCACCUGGCCACGGGAAGCCCUUCUUCUGACCUCUACUCAAACCUAUUGCCAUUGGCUGACUGGGAUCUGCUGUACAACAGUGACACCUAGUGCUGACCUUUAGACUCCAGUGCAACACCAAUUGUCUCCCUGCUUUUGUAGUACUACAGCUCUCAUGAUGCUUUCUCUCUUAAGGAUCCUAGUUGUUGCAUUCUAUAGCUGAGUGUCUUUUUACAAUCACGCUUGCUGUGGUGUUAAAUGAAAAGCAAUUGGAAUAUGUCCCCCACCCCUGAAUUGUUUAUACAUCAUACCUAACUCUUAAAGGAGUGAUUACAUGUUCAAAAGAGAAGUAUUAGAAAUUCAUUUUUUUUCUAAUGUAAGAACUUUUAUUUGAAAUCACAAUUUUAGUCUUCUGCAAAUUUUGCAGUUCAGCUAAUAGUGUUACCUUAUUUGUAAAUAUUUAAAAAAAAAUAUAUAUAUAUUUUUCUUCCACAGAACGACAAGCAGAGUGGUUGUUACAGAGCCUGCAGGAUCAGACGCAGUGGUAAUACCCUUGUUCCUAUUUGCAACCUAUCAUUUAUACCAUUUAAUGGCCCCAUGAAAAAUACACGAGUUGUAACCUGUUUAUUUUCUGUCCACAACAGGACGGCAGCAAGUCUCUUGGGCGUAAACACAUGUCUGCAAAGGAGCGUCGGUAAGAUGUUGAGACAUGUAUUUGAAAUUAGAUUAAAUUGUAUCUAUGAAAACAGAUCAGCUAUGUCAUUCUAUAUAUAUAUAUAUAUAUAUAUAUAUAUAUAUAUAUAUAUAUAUAUAUAUAUAUAUAUAUAUAUAUAUAUAUAUAUAUAUAUAUAUAUAUAUAAACAAGAGGGUGUUGGCUGCACUCACCUUAACAUGCAUAAAUGGGGGUGCUGCUGGGGGCCAAAUAAUACAAUACACAAGAUCCAGCGCACUCACCUAUCCACUAAACAGCAACUUCAAUGUUGAAAGAUUUCUUUCCCCAAGUAGGUUAAUCUCAUAAGAGCAGACAUUAGGCUGUUAGUGUAGGACCUGCCAAAGAUGGGGUACAUUGACGUUGUGGCAGGCUUAUGCAAUGUAUGAUCAUAUGGUGUAACUGGGCCCCCAUUAUUUUUGCCUAGAUUAGGUGUUUUUAAAAAAACAAAUAAAAUCUUUCAACAUUGAAGUUGCUGUUUAGUGGAUAGGUGAGUGCGCUGGAUCUUGUGUAUUGUAUUAUAUAUUUAUAUAUAUAUAUAUAUAUAUAUAUAUAUAUAUAUAUAUAUAUAUAUAUAUAUAUAUAUAUAUAUAUAUAUAUAUAUAUAUAUAUAUAUAUAAAAUGAUCUAUGAUAAGUAAUGGAUAUGGGGGAUUUUUAUUUGACCCUACUUAUCACAAGUGAAGAAUGGGUCAUCAAACUAAUGACAUAGGAGGAUAAAUGAUGGUGAAGCUCCACAAUGUCAAACUUGUUUCCUGGUUCUGUUUCACAGGGAAAUGAAGAAAAAGAAAAAGCCAAAUGAUGCGAAUGAUGUAGAUGAGGAGUCGAUCGAAGAGAAGAGCAAAGACGAGAAACCAGAAAAUGUUGUUUCUGAUAAUGCACCACAAAGUGCCGCUGCACCACCUCUAAUGAAAAGAGGCCAGAAGGUACCAUUCUCACUUUUUUUCUUUCUUCCUGAAGGAAUCGGCAACUGCAUCAACAUUUAAAUUUUAACUCACACUCAGUCAGCCUUAGGGAUCCUACUGAUCCGGCCAUUGCGUCUUCCCAUUGACCUGGCCCAUUGCUCCUUUCUCUUGACCAGGCCUGUUGCUACCUCUUUUUCCAUUAAAGGGACACUGUAACUGCUUCAUUUCAUUGGAGAGGAUAGAGUGCCUUGAGAUCCACGGUGCCAUGUAUUUUUUUUUUUUAUUCAAUCUUAAAGGAACACUAUAGCAGGAAUACAAAUGUGUGUUUCUAAUGUGUUAUUGUCACUGCAUAAGUCCAUUUACUCAACUUUUGCCACACUGCUUUCUCUGCAGAUGGCCUUGUCUCUUUUGUUGAUCUUAUCUCAGUUGAUGCUUGAGGAUCUCGGUCAAUCUAAUACUUUCCUACAGGAAAGCAUUGGAAGGAUAGUGUGCACGUGUGGCAAAAGCCAUGCUGCGCCAAUCAGCUAUUUCUGCAGAAGUGCCUCUAGUGGCUGUCACAGUGACAAUGACUACAGGCAUUUAAACCCUGCAAUGAAAAAUUACAACUACUGCAGAACCACAAUGUUUUCACUAACAGGGUUAAAACUAGAGACAUGUCAUCCAGACCACUUUAUUGAGAUGAAGGGGACGGAGUGCCUAUUGAGUCACUUUAAACAGUUUUUAAAGGACCACUAUAGGCACCCAGACCACUUCAGCUCAAUAGUCUGGGUGCCAGGUCCCUCUAGUUUUCACCCUGCAGCUGUAAACAUAGCAGUUUCAGAGAAACUGCUAUGUUUACAAUGAGGGUUAAUCCAGCCUCUAGUGGCUGUCUCCCUGACAGCCAAUAGAGGCCGCUUCCGCAAUUCUCACUGAACUUCACAGUGAGAAGACGCUGGACGUCCAUAGGAAAGCAUUGAGUAAUGCUUUCCUAUGGGCGGUUUGAAUGCACCCGUGGCUCUUGCCGUGCAUGCGCAUUGGCACAGAAGUCGUCAGGAGGAGGAGAGGUCACCAGCGCCGAGGGAGCCCGAUGCUGGAUUAGUGUAAGUGGCUGAAGGAGUUUUAACCCCUUCAGCUCAGCGGGAGAGGGGCCAUGAGGUUGUGGGGACCUAAUAACCCUAUAGUGCCAGGAAAACAGGUUUGUUUUCCUGGCACUAUAGUGGUGCCAGGAAACUCUGAUAUAGCACCUUUAAUGCUAUAUGAGAGUUCCCAGCAGCCCAUCCCCUCUGUGAGGAAGUGUUAGCCUAAGUGGUUGUGGGUGUCUGUGAUAGGCUGAAAGAAGACAGCUGACCCUCUUAGCCAAUCACAGAGCACAUUCAGCUGGCAUCUUUGCUUUGGACUCAUCUUUAGUGCAUACAGUGUGCCUCUAAGGCUUUAAUAAAAUUCAGAAUGCUGCAUUCAUGUAAAAGGUUCGCUAGAUUUUAUCAUGAGGGUUAUUAAAGUAAGAACUGAACUGAAAUUGAAAUUAAAUGCCAAAGUGUUCUAAGUUCAUUUUGCCCAUAACUCGGCUACUUCAGCCUUAAGUUGAAAUUCACUAUAAGUUCCCAGCAGUUCUCACUUUAUUUAUUUAUUUUUUAAUCAAUAAUUCUUUAUUAUAUAUUUCAUUUUUAUGAAUAGACAUAAAUACAUAUACCGAAACACAUACACAAAAUCCUAUAUUGUAAUAUUUCUUUUAUAUAAGAAAGAAUGUUACCUAUUAACCAAUGUACAAGAUAUAGUCAAUCAUAAAUCUCACAUAAAACAAUACAAACAUUUAGUGCCAGGUCCUCGGGAGAAAGACCAAUUUCCAUAUCUAAAAAAACCCAGAAAACUUUCUGAUAUUAGUCAGAUGGGAAGAGACAAUAUAUUGAUAGCUUAAAUUAAAGAUUUUUCAAUUGGGUUAUCCAACUCUGCAUGUACGUACUAUUUAUUUUAGACUCCUUAUUCGACCAUUUUAACCCACCUUCCAUAUUGUACAGGAACAGAAUUUGGCUUUUAAGAUUUAGCCAACUUAUAAAUUCUCUUGAUUUCCAAUGUCGUGCUAAAAGAAGUUUUGUAGCUACAAAAAAAAUAAGUAGACAUCAAGGCAUUUUUGGGAGAUGGCACUGGCCAAUUAAAAUGUAGGAUCCCUUUUUCGGCUUAAAUCUCCCCAAUGUCUGAAGUUUAUCAAAUGUUAUUUUCCAUAAAUGAGCCGCAAUUUUACAGCCCACCACAUGUGGCGAUAAUCUGCUCCCUCAGUAUCACAUAUCCAACACUUAGAAUUAGGAGUAAACUUAUUCACUAACAAGGGAUCCAAGUACCAGAAAUGAAUCACUUUAUAUUGGUUUUCAAGAAUAUUAGUGCAAUUGGAUAUCACUGUUAUAAUUUUUUUUAUGGCCAAAAGCCAUUCUUCACGAUUUAUGUCUGUAUCAAGUAAUUUAUUCAGUUUCUCUAUAUUCUUAUAACCGUCUCCUCGAUCUAUAAAGGAAAUCAGUAAAUAAGUCGUUGACAUAACCUUAGAGACUAAUUUCUUACAGAAUAUCUUUUUUAAAAGGCCUAAUUUAUAUUCAUCAGCACUUACAGCUGUCUGUUGUAAAAAGCCUUUAAUUCUUAAGAAAGAGAACAUUUCCUUAGUGGGAAGAUUAUAUUCUAAGUUUAACUCCGAAAAGUAUUUCAGUGUUCCAUUAGUGUAAAGCCAUCCUGAGGAUACCAGAUUCAACCCAUUUAUCUAUAACUAGCUCUGGAAUAUUUUUAGCUAAUACGCCGAUGCUAAUAGUCUCAAUUAUUUUAUCCUGUACUCCUAACAUUUUCUUUAAUUGAGCCCAGACCUUAAAUAAAUGUCCUAAAACAAAGCUUUUUCACCAAGAUCUUGCCAUCUAGAACUUUGGGUCUCCCAAAUGAAGCUCCUAAGAUCCCACUGUUGAGUCAGAUAUAAUUCUGUUUGAAAACCAGCUCUUUUCGCAUAUCUGUGGGGUCAGCAUUAGAUAUAUGUGGCCAAUCAUAUUAGCUAAGUAAUAGUUUUUUAAUACUGGCAUACCAAAACCUCCAUAUUUGACUUGUAAUGCCAUCCCCUUAAUACUAAUACAGGGUCUUUUGAUAGAUCUUUGUAAACACCACACCAUAAUGUCCCAAUCCACCCGUUCAAAAGCUUUUUCUGCAUCUAACGCAGUAAUAACUGGUUAUUUGUGUUUUUUUCUUGGAGAGAAUAUCAAUUCUCCUUCGGAUAUUAUUUAUAGAGCUUCAACCGGGGACAAAACCUAUUUGAUCCUUAGAGAUAACCUGAGCAAUAACCGGCUUAAAUCUGUCUGCCAUAAUGGACGCACAAAUUUUAGCAUCGGUAUUAACAAGAGAGAUCGGUCUGUAAUUUUUUUAGAGACGUUGGAUCCUUAUCCUGCUUGACUAUAGGAAGAAUAUUAGCUUCCAGGAAUUCUUCCGGACAUUUAGAUUGAUAUAAUCAUUAAACGCUUGUAACAAUUUAGGAGCUAUUUUUGCUUUAACAAUUUUAUAAAAGUGGGCACUGAAAUCAUCCGGACCAGGGGCUUUUUAAUUUUUUAAUUUAUCAAUGGCCUUAAUAACCUUGUUUAGAUGGAUAGUUUUAUCAAGUGAUGCAUCCUGUUCUGGGCUAAUUUUAGGUGUUUGAAUACCAUACAAGAAUUGAUCGAAUUAGGCGUCUUAGAGCAAUUGUACAGCGUUUUAUAAUAGCUAUGUGGCCAAUCUCUUUAGGAGAUCUAUAGAUCUUAUCGUUACGGAUUAUUUUAUCUAUCCUAUUCUCCCCUGAUUGCUUUUUUAAUUUGUUGGUAAGCAUUUUAUCUACCCUAUUAUUUUUAAUGUACCAAUGUUGUUUUAAUUUUUCUAAAUUAUUAGAAAUUCUGGUCAUAUUUAAUUAAUUUAGCCGAUCUCUAAAAAUGCCUAAUGUUUUCCGCACCUUCCUUCGUAGGUCUAAUCUUAUUUUGUUCCAAAUUAUAUAAAGUAAGAUGUAAAUCAGCCAAGGUACUACCUCUCAUCUUAUUUUCAUAAAUACCCAGUUUGAUCAAAUGGCCCCUUAUUACAGCUUUGUAUGCUAACCAUCUUAUGCCCGGGUUUGCUCAUUUGUUUUCUAAAAAAUAAAAAUCUGUCAUCUGAUCGAUGUGUUUUCUAUUCUUAUCACUGUUGAGUAGGGCCUCGUGCAAUCUCCUCUGUCUUGUACCGCUCUUCUGGUUAGCAUCUAUUUCCCAUAUAACUGCAUUACGAUCUGACCAAUUAAUAGUCUUUAUAAAGAUGUUUCUAAUACAAUUAACUAAUUUAAUAUUCCCAACUAACAUAUCAAUUCUUGCAUAGGAACAAUGUCUAUAAGAAAAAUGAGUAAAGUCAUACUCUUGGGGAUGGAGGAGUCUCCAAUCAUCAUAUAAAGUUGCCUUUUUCAAGAAAGUGGAGAGAGCCCUAGCUCUCCGUAGCAGCGCACUAGCAAUCUGCCCUUAGCUGUCUGUUCUAUUUUCUUAAUAAUAUCCUUCACAAAAGUCACUUGUCCAAUAUUGGGUAAAUAUAUGUUAACCAAAGUCUAAAGUACAUUAUCAAGUUUACAUAUUAAUAUGAUAAAUCUGGCUUGAGGAUCACAUUCCUGAUACAUUUUCUCAUAAGAAAUGCCUUUUGCUAUCCAUACAGCGACCCCUUUUUUUUUCCCCCGAUCCAUCGACGCCCUAAUCAAUACCGCCUUUUGCUUACCUUUAUAAAAUUCUCUAUCCGACUUCACCCAAUGGGUCUCGUAAAAAGCAUACCGGAAUUCGCUCUUCUUUAAUCAAUUCUAUAAGAGCUGAUCUUUUAAAGGGACUAUUGAGACCUUGAGUGUUAAUGGUAAGCAUUGUAACCAUCUUCCAGUAAAUACAACUGGCUUAAUCCCGAUGACUGGCAUAGACAAUACAUUACAUACAUCAACAUAUAACCUUAGCCCAAACCCCAUACAUGGGUACCCUGUAUGCACCAAACAUAACAGAGACUACAACCCAUAGCAACUCUACAUAGGAGUCGAAAAAAAGAUAGUCAUACUAUUCAAAUAAAACACAUCUCCCUAGAAUGUUCUAGCAUAUAUGCACACUUAUAAUAAAUCGCUCCUAAUUAUUAAGUUAUGAUUGCAUAUAAUCACACAUAUUAGACCAACAAUCUACUGAUAAGUUCUUCCCUCUUCUACAUCCCCUUACCAUCUUCUUUCCCUAUCCCUAUAACCUUGCCUUAUUAUGACAUAAAAAAUGUGGUUCUUGCAAAAAAAAAUAAUUCCUAUUCUGUAUAUUUAUUAGCAAAACUACUUCACCAAUCAAUUUCUGUGAAGCAAUUCUAUGAUCCGCUUUAUUACAGGUGAUCUUAUAUCUUAUCUACUUUCUAUCUCCCUAACUUCCCCAUGAUUAAUACAGUCUCCUUUGUGCCCCUCCCUCCGUAUCCUUACUGUGCAUUAUUAUGGAAUAUGUUGCUCGGAGAACUUAAGAAUUAUUAACACUAGUGCAAAUCUCACAAUUUUCAUUAUUUAUGUUUUAUAAAUGUUCAUCAACAUCGUGUAUAUUAUUAUACCUGUUCUCUACUUGUGAUCCCCAUUCAUAAUUAUAUUCCCUCUAUUAUCUAGAGGGAAUAUAACCUGAAGUUAUACCAGUGCAAGUGUUACUUGUUUAAGGGGUGAUUAAGUAUUGUUUUAAAGGGAUACUUUCUAUAAGUCUAUUGGUUCUAGUCAAAUGAUUAGUACCACAACUAAAGGAAAAAAAUAUUUAUUUUUCCUUUCCCCUCUUUCUAUCUUUUCACACUUAGAAGCCAUUUUCUUAUUAGCCAGUAUAUACAAUUCUUUUGGAGCCACAAAGAUGCCUUUUGGGGGUCACAGAAAAUUUAGAUGUCAUUUCCCUGCGUUACUAUUAAUUUGAUGGGGUAUCCCCAUUUAUACUUUAUCUGAUUAUCGGAAUAUUAGUCACUGUCCCAAAAUAUAUUCUUCCUUUUCUUGUAAGCCAAGACAAAUCUUGGAAUAUUUUCAAAUCUUGAUAAGUAUAAUUUGCUUCGGUCUCCAUUUUGGAUCUGUGUUUAAGCGUAACCUGUUCUUUGAACCAAUGAUGAUGGAAGCAUAUGAUAACGUCUCUAGAGGCCGUUAUUGGUAUCCACUUUGAUCUGGCCAGGCGAUGGAAUCUGUCCAUUAUUUUCUUAUUUGGCUCAAAAGCUAUGCCAAUGUCCCAAAACAAAUUAAAUAUUCCUGUAAUUUAUCACCUGCGACUUGUUAAUUGAUCCCUCUAAUAUCGAUAUUAUUCCACCGACUGCGGUCUUCUAAUUAGCAUAUUUUUUGUUAAAAAUCACCACAUUUGGUAGAUAAUCAUAUUGUGUUUGCAUCUUACUGAAGUUCCCGGCGUCUCCAACAACUUUGUGGUGUCCUCCGGCUCAAAGACUCACUAGAUCACAGGGUCCCAUGAGCUCCUCGCCUCUAUCGGCGUCUCCCUUCAUGCUACCAGGAGCGUGCAUGCCACGUCAUCACUCCUCCCACCCCCAGCAGUUUUCAUUUUAGUAAAUAAACCUGUAUAUGUUAACUGGCUAAGAAUGUUUGUAUUCGCAUGGUUUGAAACUGGACCUGUUGGAAUUACACCAUCUGGUUGUUGGCAAUUACCAUUCUUUAGUAUGUAUUUUGUGUAUCAUUUCAGAGCAAAAUUAAGAAAAUGAAAGAGAAGUACAAAGAUCAGGACGAGGAGGAUCGAGAGCUUAUCAUGCAACUACUGGGUGUAAGAAUCUGGACUUGAUCAUGGCAGUGCCCUUUUCUAUUCACUAAUAGAAUUUGUUUCAGUGGCUUUAUUGGCCAGUGUAUUCAAAUGCAUUUAUUUUUAAAGUCUGCAGGAUCGAACAAGGAAGACAAAGUAAAGAAGGGGAAGAAGGGAAAAUCCAAGGAAGAGUCAGGGAAAAAGCAGAACGCAAAAGGUGGAGGCAAAGGAAACGCUCCAAGGAAGGAUGCUCAAGGUCCGGUGGACAUUUUCCUGACACAUGAUAUUCAAGAGAUGACAAUAGAAGAACAAGACGAGAAGGUGAGAGAUACUCUGUGACAAUAAAUACAUUUUAAUCUAAGGAGUGUUCUCUCACAGUGAAAAUGGAUAAUGAGCAUUAUUAACGUGAUUUGGUUGGCCUAAACAUGUAAAUAGAACAAUACAAAGAGUUGUAGGAAAGCAGUGGAACAUGGAAGAACAAACUAAAUACAUACAUUUGAAGUGAUUUCCAAUUGUUCUUCAAAAUAAAUAAAUAAGUGGGGACCCUUCUUGACCUGUAGUCACAGAUUUAUAUUGGGGCCAGUAAACUGUUUCCCCGUGUAUUAACUCUUGGUGCUGAAAAAUAGAAGUAAUGGGGAGGGACAUUCCAUUGGUUUCUAUGGUGACCGCUGGUUUGAGAACUUUGAUCCAUGUUUCUUUUAGCAACGCUUUUUAUAAAUUUUCCCACUAAAGGGGGGUUGCAAUCCAAAUACAGAAACGGAUAUAUAGUUUGAUCAUUUUGUAGGACAUUUUAUUCACCGGAAUACCAUUGUGAUUUUUGUGUUACUUUGAUUUAUUGCUUUGAACAGAGCAGGACAUUUUUGUGAGCUUUUGAAGCUGUUUGUGUUUUCUAUACAGGAGGAGCAAGAUCCAGAUCCAGAUCCCCAGGUGACAGAGGUAUUUUUUUUAUUCGUUUAUUUUUUCCGCUUUUUUGAAUUUUCAAUGCUUUUUUUUUGGGCCAAUACCAUGUCAUCAGGGGCAUGGGGUGGUUUGCAAGCAGUACAUUUUAAAUAUAACACAAUAAUGGCUUGUAUUGACAGAUUACAUCAGGAAAGAGAGCCUCUGCCCAUUGGUCUGUAACUUCCACUAGCUUGUGCCUGGUGAUGACUAAUGGGGAUUGUAAUAUCCAAUUACUACUCAUCGUCCUCUCAAUUUGUAUCUCGGGUAUUAGGUAGAGGUUCAGCCAUACUAUUGUAAUGUGAUGUAACUCAUAUUAAAGGGACACUCCAGGCACCCAGACCACUUCUGCCCAUUGGAGUGGUCUGGGUGCCAACUCCUACUACCCUUAACCCAGCAACUGUAAUUAUUGCAGUUUUUUAUAAACUGCAAUAAUUACAUUGCAGGGUUAACUCCACCUCUAGUGGCUGUCUACUAGAUGUUUAAGUGAUAAACCCAAAACCAAAUGUAAAUUAUAAAAUGUAUUGCUGUAAUACUCAAUGGUCAGUAGAUGGCUCCCAGUUAACACCGCUCACAGCACAUAUAAAGGGAAUACAUAGAAACACAUAAUUGUGCAGAUUGUUUCACAUAAAAAUUGCUUUCAACAUCAUCACUAAUGUAGAGAAAGAUUCCCAUAAAAUUCCCCCAGUUGUAAUAGUAAGGAGAUCAGGCAUCUGUUAUACAGUGAAGGAACUCUGAUAUAGGCAAAGUAUAAACAAAUGUAUUAAAACUGUGUUAGAAAACACUCCAUAAACAAACUGUCUCUUACAAGAGAAAGUGGUGAGUAGGGUCGGCAUUUGCUGUUACUCACAGCCCAGAUUUAUGUAAUGUUGAGGAGUUAGACACACUGGCUCUGCAAGGCUGUUGUGUCCGGAGUGUAAUGGCCUGGCUUCAGUGCAGCCGAGCCUUGCAGAGCCAGUGUCUCCAACUCCUCAACAUUACAUAAAGCUGGUCACUCAUUGGAUGUUUGCCUCCUUUUAAAUGUAAUUGAUAAUUUAUGCAUUUUUUUUAAGUCAUUUUCUCUUUAAAGUAGAUUCUGUCUGCUAAAGCAUUUUUUUGCACUGGGGGAAAAACUGAAUUUAAGAUAACUAAUCAUCUUCUAGCAUGGGCGAUAAGGUUUUAAACAACAUUUUACAGUUGCUUUAUAUUCUGUUUAGUCAAAUACUUACUCUCAAUUCGUACUCUUUCAGGAAGCAGAAAACCUCCUGGAUUCCUUGACCGCUCAGCCACAUGUAGAAGACAUUCUCUUGUUCUCUGUUCCAGUGUGUGCGCCGUACACAGCCAUGGCCAAUUAUAAGUAAGUUAAAACAGCCAUUACCCUCUCCACUGCACUAGCUGCAAUCUCCAGGAGAUUUCUACAUACUUAUUACCGUUUUACAUUUUUAAAGGGAAACAUUACUCUAAAAAUAAAUUGAAUAUAAUCUCCAUUCAUCAGAGAUAUUGCCUUGUAUAAUAGCAAUUUUCAGUUAAAUGAGCACUAUAACAUUAGGAGUACAAAUAAUUAUAGUGUCCUGUUUUCCCCCUUGUGAAGGAGAAAGGUGAAUCAAUUUACCGUUUCCCCCCUCAGUCCCCACACUGCCAUCCUACCUCCUUGGCUUAGAUCAUCAAAACUGAUUAUGCCAGCCAACCCAAUACUUUCCCGAAGAAAAGUAUUGGGAUGUUAAGUGCAUGGCGCAGCAACAGUGCACUGCGCCAAUCAGAUGGUCUCUAUGAAACGAUUGAACGUUUUACUUGGCUUAGAGGAUGUGCCUCUAGUGGCUGUCGGAGGGUUUAAAUGCCUUUAGUGGCUGUUACUCUAAUAUAAACAUUGGUGAUCCUGCAGAAUGUAAUGUUUUACAUUUCACAGCUAAACAGACUGGUACAUGGCACCCAAAACACUUACAAAAAAAUAAAUAAACUUGUUUGAUAUUGUAAAGCUGCUAAAUAAGACUACAAGUACAUUUUGCUCCCCCUCCCCAUCGUUCUACGAAUAAUGGGUACAAAAUCAGAUUAUGGAGGAGUUCCACUGUUGUAUUCAAAUGAAAUUUGAAGCAUAAAACAGCCUAGAAAUAAGUUUUGCUGAGCUUGAGAAUUUUUGUCAUUUGGAUUUCAGUGAAAUCUUAGUGUGUAAAAAGUUACAAAAAUAGCAACGUGUAUAAAAAUGUUCAGGUUACGAUUUAUUUCUAACUAUUUAAAAUUAAAACUUUAGUUUUAUCUUCUAACUGGUUCACUUAUGUUUCUAGUAUUCAGUAACAGAUUCCCUAUAAUUGUGUUGCUUGGCAAUUUGAAUGAAUUUUACUUUUUAACAUAUUGUUUUUUUUAUUUUCAGAUAUAAAGUUAAAUUAACUCCAGGAACGCAAAAGAAAGGGAAAGGUACGUUGAAGUUUUAAAGUAAAGGUAAUCUUACAAGUGCACUGUCAUAUUUAGGAUAUUAAUAUAUUCUUCAUCCUGUAAUAAGAGGAACCAUGCAGAGAAUCACCAUGAUACCAGUUAUAUGUUUUUUCUUUCUUACAACUUUUAUUACACAUGUGUAAGGUCCAUGCAUCCCAUGUUCUAAUUUUCCACAGCUGCUAAGACUGCUUUGAAUAGUUUCAUGCAUUCAAAGGAAGCCACAGCCAGGGAAAAGGAUUUACUUCGCAGUGUCAAGGUAAGCAUUGUGUUAUUUCAAUGCCUUGAUCUCAUUGUGACGAUGCCUAUUGUAUUGCUAAACAUCCUCUCUCUCCAUUCAGGAUACAGACCUAUCACGGAACAUGCCUGGGAAAGUAAAGGUGUCUGCUCCAAACCUGCUGGCUAUGAAAAAGAAAUGAGCAGUUAUGUAAAUAUGGCCCUUCAGUACAUCUUGUAAGCGAAGGACAGUUGCUGCCCUGACAAUUUUUAUUUUUUUUUAGUUGCAUGUGACACAUGCUACUUGUUCUUAAGGAAAACUUGCUAAAAAAAAAAAAAAAAAAAUUAGCAGUAACCUUUUCAUUGCCAAAAGUCUAGCCCUGAUUUGAAGAACAAUACGACUGCCCCCUGUGGCUUGCUUUUCACAAUUGCUUCCAAAAAUUACUGCUCAACACCUACAAAACAUUCUUGUUUAAAUCUAGUUUUUCGGGGGGAAAAAAAACACAAAAACAAAACACCUAGCCAUACAUUUCACAUCUUAUGCAUUGUUUGUGAACUGGGCAUCAUAUAAUGCUCAGCCAGAAUGAAGGUUUAUCCACCUAAUUCAGAUAUGUCUGUUUGAUAGCAUGUAAACACAUAUCCGGGGCAGUCUUGUUAUACACCAUUUAUAUGAACCUCCACAACCUUCACAGCUGUGAGGGAAGGACUUGAACUGGGGCACCCAGAUUCCUCUAUUAAUUAUGCUGCUAACGCCUUCUACCGUUUGUUUGCAGGAAGCAGUACUUUAGAGAGUAAUAUUUUUAUAUAAAUUGAGUAAAAAACUUUUUUUGUGUGUGUGUGAAAUUGAUGUUUGGUUUUUACUUUCUCAAACGGGUUCCAGAUUGCUUUCUAGAGUACAUCACCAGUCGCUGACAAAAUUCAGCUUUCUGAUCUAUACAUUCUGGUUUUGAU
Pelobates cultripes (western spadefoot toad) is the source of this 35943-nucleotide messenger RNA. Lineage: Eukaryota; Metazoa; Chordata; Amphibia; Anura; Pelobatidae. The record is from the annotation of a GenBank genome assembly.